AUGCUGCACGCUCAUAGGCCGAGCGCUGCACGCCCACUCCCCGUGCGGCGCACGCGCACCCUUCUCUACACACUCCUCUACUUCACCUUCCUCGCUGGCUUACCCUUGUCCCGCGCAACCUCAUGGUCGAGCUCGGAGCGAGCGUCGGCCGCGUCGGUCGAGGCGGUCGACGUCGUGCGAGACGCGCCGCUCUACCCCGUGCUGCGGGACGACGCGUUCGACACGACUGACACGACCAGCGCCACCGACACCAGCACUCCUUGCAUCGAUACAGAACAUACGGGCGACGCCAGGAGCAAACGUGCUAGUGCUCAGGACUGGGAGAGAGCGCCCAAAACUCACGUGCCGGAGCGACGCGUGAAGACAGGCGACACGAUCCUGAACAUCCGCGGCGCGGUGCGGGACGCUAUCGGUGACGCGGGCGCAGCGCCGGGCCCGCGCGCCUCCUCGCGCCUUGACACAUUCGUCAUCCGUCCCGCGCAGGCGCAACAGCAGCGCAAGCCGCAGCACGACCAGCCCGCGCCACACAUACCGCAUCAGGUGCCGAAGUACGAGCGCGAGCUGCUGGUGGAGGCGCAUGCGCGCGCGCGCAUCGAGUGUGACGUCAGCAACGGUAGUGACGUGCGCUGGUACAAGGACGGGGAGCCAGUGGCAGCGCGAGGCGGGGGCGCGCCCGCGGGGGGCGAGGGCGUGUGGCGGGACGGGGGCGCGCUCAUAGUGGGGCGCGCCACGCGCGGGGACGCCGCCGCCUGGCGGUGUCUGUACAGCGACCACUCGGGGAAGACCGUCUCCGGCAAACCCACCAAGCUGCUCAUAUAUGAACCGGUGCGCGCGGUGUACCUGGCGGUGGACGGGCGGCGCCUGGACGCGGGCAACACCUGGGUGCCCGUCAGAGAUAAGACUGAGCUGGAGGUGCGCUGCGUGGCUGAAGGCGGCGUGCCCCCGCCCGAGCUGUCGUGGCGGCUGCUGGCGCUGGAGCCGGCGCUGGACCACCGCCCCUACCUGCGCAUACACCACACCAACUACUCCAUCGAGGGCGUGUCGGUGUCGCACGCGGUGGUGACCGCAGCGCGCGAGCUGCACAACGCCACGCUGCAGUGUGACGCGCGCCAGCGCACGCCGCCCACCAGCCCCGGCAGCCCCGGCAGCCCCGGCAGCCCCGGCAGCCCCGGCAGUCCCGCGGCCCCCGCCAGUCCCAGUGCUGCUCCUGCGCACCUACUCAGCGCCAAAUUAGAGAUACACGUAACAUACCCACCGUCGUUCGUGAUCUCGCGGUGGCCCGGGUUCGGUGUGUCGCUGUCUGCGGGCGGCGCCGCGGCGCUGCGCUGUGACGUCGACGCCAACCCGCCCGCGCGCGCCUGGUGGCUCAGAGACGACGCUAACCCCACCAGUUCCCCGCCGCCGCUGGAGGCGGGCGACGAGGGCGCGCGGGGCUCGGCCACGCUGCGUUGGGCCGCGCUGCGGGGCUCGCACGCCGGCUGGUACCGCUGCCGCGCCACCUGGCUCGACACGGAGUACUCCUCCAUCGGGUACUACCUCAACGUCAUGUCGGCCGAGGAGAACACGGAGACUGCCACCGAGCCGGAGGCGGAGCCCGAGGAACUAGAUCACCAGAAGGUGGAGGUACCACUCGGCGGGAACGUGCAACUACACUGUCCUAAAGGGAGCGUGGGUUGCUGGUGGCGGCGCGUCGUCGGCAACUCCAGCGAGAACUGGGCCCCGGCCGGCUCGCACCAUGCACACGGGGUGCUGGGUAUCAAAGACGCGUUGUACCAGGAGGGAGGCGAGUACAGGUGCGUGGGGGCGCGCGCGCCUGACCUCAUGCGGCUGAGGGAGCUCAAGCGAGUCACGCUCAAAGUGACCGGCGGGGCCACGGCGACGGCGCUGAGUGCCGAGCCCGCCAACGGCGGCUGGCGCCUGGAGUGCGGCGCGUGCGGGCGCAACGUGCGCGUGGUGUGGGUACGGGCCGGGGGCGCUGGUGGGGGCGCCGGGGGCGCGGCGCCCGCGGCCCUGUCGCCGGACCUGGCGCAGCACUGCUGGCGCGCCGUGCUGCACGUGGUGGAGCCGGACGAGGUGUGGUGCGUGGCAGCGGCGGGGGGGUCGGGCGCGGUGGCGGUGUUCCCCCGCCGCGCGCCGCACCCCUCCCCCGCGCCCGCGCGCCACUCGGUGCGCGCGCUGCACAACAUGGCCGCGCACACGCACGCACGCCACCUGCAACUGCUGGUGCUGCUGGCGGUCGCCUGGAUGUUCCACUGA
Molecule: messenger RNA, 2256 nt
Organism: Spodoptera littoralis (African cotton leafworm)
Lineage: Eukaryota; Metazoa; Arthropoda; Insecta; Lepidoptera; Noctuidae
Source: the annotation of a GenBank genome assembly